This is a messenger RNA of Bufo bufo (common toad), 636 nucleotides long. RefSeq names its product predicted GPI-anchored protein 58. The transcript has a single exon. Lineage: Eukaryota; Metazoa; Chordata; Amphibia; Anura; Bufonidae. The record is from RefSeq and is a predicted model, not a curated record. The coding region runs from base 1 to 636 and encodes 211 amino acids.
AUGACUGUCAACGGGGAACCGGUCUUCGACAAGUACCCACCGAAGAUCUGGGUUUCCCAAUUGGUCCAGAGGAGCAGCCCCUCGAUGCUUGCCACGAUCCCAGAGGCAGUGGAUCCCUCCGUGUCUGCCGAGCCAGCGACCCAGACGUCCUCAAAGAUGGCCACCGACGUCAAGCCCGCUCCCGCGGAAACCACUGCCACUCAAGCCGUCCAGGCCCCGGAGGCCUCUGCAUCGCAGACUGCACCCUCUCCUCCAGCAAUCGACGUCCCAGCCCGGAAGCAAGCCGCGACCCUCCUAGAGCCGCCCGCCGCCCUGGGUCAAGCCGCAAUCAAGUCGCCCAUCGCAGAGACCACCGCUGAGCACCAGCAGGAGGCACCGGAACCGGCCAUCCGACUGCAACAACAGGUUGUAGCAGUCCCGCUCCCUGAGGCCCCGGUCCAGCCCGUAGCUGCCCCUGCACCGCCCCAGGUGGUCCCCGAUACCUCUGCUAGGCCCAGAGAGGCCCCACUCCGAACGCCCGCUGGCGCGGCCGAGGCGGCAGGAGUUUCCACUCCACCGCCCAGCUGGACUGAACCCAGGUCCAGUCACCUUAAUCCAGAAGCCCCAAUGGAGAUCACCUGUCAUGCCCAAAGCUAG